Gekko japonicus is the source of this 3441-nucleotide messenger RNA. RefSeq names its product ADAM metallopeptidase domain 22 (gene ADAM22). NCBI's taxonomy places the organism in Eukaryota, Metazoa, Chordata, Lepidosauria, Squamata, Gekkonidae. Gene Ontology annotation, molecular function: metalloendopeptidase activity. Gene Ontology annotation, cellular component: postsynaptic density membrane. Bases 67 to 2751 code for a protein of 894 amino acids. Gene Ontology annotation, biological process: proteolysis. The record is from RefSeq and is a predicted model, not a curated record. The transcript is spliced from 31 exons.
GAGCCUUGCCGCUCGCGGGCUGGGGGGAGAGGAGAGGAGAGGAGCGGAGCCCCGCCAGAGCCAGCCAUGCAUCCCGGGGCUUCUCUGCUCUCCUUGGUGCUGUGUGCCUUUGGGACGUUCUCCGGAGCUCGCUCGAGGCAUGCAGACGCCUUGUUGACGGAGAUGGAGCGGAGGGAUGAGGAUCGCUUCGUGGAGCGGCAAAAUAUCGUCCCUUUCCGGCUGAUCUAUAGCGCGGGCGAAGGCAACGGAACUCAGCACGAGCCGCUCAACACCCGCAUCGGGAGCCGUUCGGCUGGGAAGCAGUCUACUCAUAUUGCCCGAGCCAGCUUCCAAGUUGAUGCUUUUGGAUCUUCUUUCAUCCUGGAUGUAGAAUUAAAUCAUGAUUUACUAUCUUCAGACUACCUUGAGAGACAUAUUGAACAUGGAGGAAAGAUGGUGGAAGUUAAAGGAGGAGAACAUUGUUAUUACCACGGCCACCUGCGAGGGAAUCCAGAAUCCUUUGUUGCCCUUUCAACAUGCCAUGGGCUUCAUGGCAUGUUCUAUGAUGGAAAUCACACAUAUCUUAUUGAACCAGAAGAAAACUACACCUCACAUGAGGAAUUCCAUUUACAUUCUGUUUAUAAAUCCAGAUUAUUCGAAUUUCCUCUGGAUGAUCUUCCCUCUGAAUUCUGGCGCAUGAAUACCACAUCACAAAGAUUUGUUAUGAGACCAAGACACAGAAGAAGGAAAAGGCAGGUCCAUCAGACUCCACAAAAGGUUGAAGAGGAAACAAAAUAUGUUGAGCUAAUGAUUGUAAAUGAUCAUCUAAUGUUCAAAAAGCACCGAUUAUCAGUUGUCCUCACAAACAACUUUGCUAAAUCAGUAGUGAACGUGGCAGAUUUCAUUUAUAAAGAACAACUCAACACCAGGAUAGUAUUGGUUGCUAUGGAAACCUGGAGUACUGAUAACAAGUUCACCAUAUCUGAAAACCCACUGGUGACUCUGCGUGCAUUUAUGAAAUACAGGAGGGAUUUUAUCAAAGAGAAAAGUGAUGCAGUUCAUCUUUUUUCAGGGAGUCAGUUUCAGAGCAGUCGCAGUGGGGCAGCUUACAUUGGUGGAAUUUGCUCGUUACUGAAAGGUGGAGGUGUGAAUGAAUUUGGAAAAUCUGAUUUAAUGUCAGUUACGUUGGCGCAGUCCUUAGCUCACAAUCUUGGUAUUUUCUCGGACAAAAGAAAACUGCAAAGUGGUGAGUGUAAAUGUGAGGAUACAUGGUAUGGAUGCAUAAUGGGAGACACUGGCUACUUUCUUCCAUCCAAGUUCUCCAAAUGUGAUAUUGAGGAGUAUCAAGAAUUUUUAAAUAAUGGAGGUGGAGCUUGCCUUUUCAAUAAGCCUUCCAAGCUUCUUGAUCCUCCGGUAUGUGGCAAUGGUUUUGUUGAAGCCGGUGAAGAGUGCGACUGUGGGACUCCCGCAGAAUGUGCAGUUGAAGGAGGCGAUUGCUGUAAUAACUGCUCUCUAACGGCUACCUCCCAAUGCAGUGAUGGACUUUGUUGUAAGAAAUGCCAGUUUGAAGAAAAGGGAGUUGUGUGCAGAGGAGCAGUAAAUGAUUGUGAUAUUCCAGAACGUUGUUCAGGAUCUUCCAAUCAGUGUUCUCCAAAUCUCCAUAAAAUGGAUGGGUACUCAUGUGAUAACAAACAGGGUGCUUGUUUUGGAGGACGAUGCAAAACAAGAGACAGACAGUGUAAAUAUAUUUGGGGAGAACAUGUGACAGCUGCUGACAAAUAUUGCUAUGAUAGACUGAAUAUAGAAGGGACUGAGAAAGGUAACUGUGGCAGAAACAGAGAUACUUGGAUACAGUGUGAAAACCAGGAUGUACUUUGUGGCUAUCUUCUGUGCUCCAACAUCAUCUUUAACACCCCAAGACUUGGUGAACUUGAAGGUGAAAUCACAUCAUCUUCUUUCCAAACUUUGGUGAAAUCCUAUAACUGCAGUGGUGGUCAUGUUAAGCUAGAGGAAGAUGCAGAUCUUGGCUAUGUAGAAGAUGGGACUCCCUGUGGCCCUGACAGGAUAUGCUGGGAACACAAAUGUCUUGCUAUGGAUUCAUUUAACUUCAGCUCCUGCCCAGGAAGCACAGGAGGCAACAUUUGUUCGGGACAUGGAGUUUGCAGUAAUGAAAUACAGUGUGUCUGUGAUCCAUUCUGGACAGGUGAAGAUUGCAACAUCAGCCUCGCUGAACAAAAAAGUGUCAAUAAUAUUACCACUCCAGGUGUGGCUAGCACAAAUAUUAUUAUAGGUGCCAUUGCUGGUACCAUUUUAGUGUUGGCUCUCAUUCUGUGCAUAACUGCUUGGGGUUACAAAAACUAUCGAAGACAGAGGUCAAACGGAUUAUCUCAUUCAUGGAGUGAAAGAAUCCAAGAUGCAAAGAACCUUUCGGACAUCUGUCAAAAUGGGAGACCAAGAAGUAACUCAUGGCAAGGUAAUAUAGGAGGAAACAGAAAGAAAGGCAAAGGCAAAAGAUUUAGGCCACGGUCCAAUUCAACUGAGUAUUUAAACCCAUGGUUCAAAAGAGAAUAUAAUGUAGCUAAGUGGGUAGAAGAUGUGAAUAAAAACACUGAAGGACCCUACUUUAGGACUCUUUCUCCUGCAAAGUCCCCAUCAUCAUCUACUGGUUCCAUUGCCUCCAGCAGAAAAUACCCAUAUCCCAUGCCUCCACUUCCUGAUGAAGAGAAAAAAGCCAACAGAGCAAGUGCCAGGCUAUGGGAGACUUCCAUUUAGUUCCACUGUCUGAGCUGAUGCCAGAAUGGUUUACUUCAGGUUUUAUACAAACUCAGCAUCACUGAGUCACUGAACAUUCAUCUGCUUAUUGGACAGUUUGACAGGACAGAGAUGUGCAUCGGCAGGGAGCAAACAACUUCUCCUGGUGAUGGAAUGGUCAAUUUUCUGCAGCUGACUAGAAUUUUGUUAAUGACAAGUGUGAGAACAACCAAACAAUAGAAAAAAUAUUAACCUGUGGGACUGAACAUGAUAUGGUUAUUCCGCAUGAUGACAGAUAAUAUGUAGACAUGCUGCUAAAACUAAUUGGAGUCCCAACUGUGGGUUUUCUCUGGUCUAAUAUAGUCCCAAAUAACUAAAAAAAAGGAAUUCAGAAUUUGGUAUGUAAACAUUUAUGCUAUGUGCAUGAAUCCCUUUGUUCUCCACUUUCCAUGUGUAAAGGAUUAAUCAUUAUAUCGUAGUAGAAUUAGCAUGCAGGAAUAUGAAAUGGAAGACUUUUCCACAGGUGGGGUCUAAAGCUAUGAGACGCAAACAUUUGACAUAAGCAUCGAACAAAAAAGUGAAUUUUUUUACCUUUUGUGAUUAUAUUCUCAGUACAAGAAAUGCAUAUAUGUGUAAAAAGUUAUAAAAUACCAACAAAGCAAUCAUAUAUAAUGUGGUGUUUGUCUGAAAAAUCAUCAUGGCUGAACAUUA